Messenger RNA from Cucumis sativus (cucumber), 1079 nucleotides. Its product is annotated as NAD-dependent malic enzyme 59 kDa isoform, mitochondrial-like. The transcript has 8 exons. Gene Ontology annotation, molecular function: NAD binding; malate dehydrogenase (decarboxylating) (NAD+) activity. The record is from RefSeq and is a predicted model, not a curated record. NCBI's taxonomy places the organism in Eukaryota, Viridiplantae, Streptophyta, Magnoliopsida, Cucurbitales, Cucurbitaceae. Gene Ontology annotation, biological process: malate metabolic process; pyruvate metabolic process. Gene Ontology annotation, cellular component: mitochondrion. The coding region runs from base 122 to 712 and encodes 196 amino acids.
UGGAGUUCAGGGAAUAGGAAUAUCUACAGGAAAGCUGGAUAUGUAUGUUGCUGUUGCUGGCAUAAACCCUCAAAGAUGAAAGAGGCACUAUCAGCAUUGACAUGUACAUGUGAUUUUAGGCAUGAACCAGGAGAGUGAGAGUUUUAGUGUGUCGUGUUUAGAAUUUACCGAUAUCUUUUUCCCGUUCCAGCAAGUAUUCCUGAUUGUGGGGAUUCUUCCAGCAAUGCUAGAUAUUGGUACUAACAACGAGAAGUUACUUAAUGAUUCUCUUCGAUUUAUUGGAGUUGAGGAGUCCCACAAUCAUUAUGUUCUGUUUGUUUUUCCAUCACUUUUUCAAGGCUGUUCAAUUGGAGUUCCAUCUUCAGAUGGAAGUCGUAUUCUUGGCCUCGGUGACCUUGGAGUUCAGGGAAUAGGAAUACCUAGAUUGGAGGGAGAAGAGUAUCUAUCUAUUGUUGAUGAAUUUAUGGAAGUCGUGCAUACAUGUUGGCCUAAAGCUAUUGUUCAGUUUGAGGAUUUUCAAAUGAAAUGGGCUUUUGAAACAUUACAACGUUAUCGUAAGAGGUUCUGCAUGUUCAACGAUGACAUACAAGGAACUGCUGGUGUUGCUCUCGCUGGACUAUUGGGAAAUGUGAGAGCUCAAGGGCAGCCAUUGAGUGAUUUUGUUAACCAAAAGAUAGUAGUGGUAGGGGCUGGAAGGAACAAGGAUGAAUAAUCAAUGAAAAAGGAAUGAAGAGGUUUAUCCAUGCAAGCUUCAAACCAAAGCCAAGGAUGUCGAUCCUUCCAGGGGAGUCCAAAGUUCUCCCUUAUUUUUCUCCCUUUAUUUUGAUUUUCAAAAGUUUGCAAUUUUUUAAGUGGGGGUGGGCAAUUGCUUGCAUGUUUAGUCUAAACUUGGAGGUUCAAAUUUUGCCAAAUUUCAAAAUUUCUAAAAAAAAUUUCCUUACAAUAAUGAGCACUAUACCUUCUUAGAUUACUUAGAUCUUGCAUAAAAAGCAUGACUAGCAACCCUUGAUCACUGAGCUUGGGUUUGUGAUGUAAAAUUCUGAAUGUUGAUGAGUAUAUGUGCUGAAAUUUGAGAAUAA